AUGGCGACCGUCGGCCACAGUAGGUUGAAGAAAUCCCCCACCAUGGUGUCCUCGCUGAGCUCCGUCCGGACGAUCAUCAUUUGCCUUCUGGUCGUCGCGCUCCCCGCUGUCCUCUUCCUCCAUCGCCGGCAGGAGCUCGUCAGCGCCGCUUGCGUCGGCGCACCAAGCUCCGGCAAGGCUGGAUGGGCCGGCGAUCUCCGGCGAGCCCACUUCUCCUGGAACCACCUCCGAUUCUCCGAGGGGAACUCCCCGCCGGAGACCCUCAAGAUCGCCGUCUUCUCCCGGAAGUGGCCCACCGCCUCUGUCCCCGGCGGCAUGGAGCGCCACGCUCUCACCCUCCACUCCGCCCUCGCUCGCCGCGGCCACCGCGUCCACGUCUUCACAUCCCCGCCAGUGGAGGCCGCCGGCAACGGCGGCGCCGCCGCGAUGCCGGAGCUCCACUUCAUCAAGGGCCCGGCGGGGCAGUGGCGGCCCAACGACGCCUGGUCGCUCUUCAAGGCGGAGGACGAUCGGGAGCCUUUCGAUGUGGUGCACUCCGAGAGCGUGGCCCUGCCCCAUCCCCUCGCCCGUGAUCUCCCCAACCUGGCCGUCUCCUGGCACGGCAACGCCCUCGAGAAACUGCAGUCGCUUCUCCUCCAGGCGGUGACGCAGUCGCGGGAGGAGCCGUUUUCGCCUGACCUCAACAGCACCCUCCACGGGCAGCCCCUGAAGGUCAUCCAGGAAAUCGCCUUCUUCAAAGACUAUACCCACCACGUCACCAUCACCGACAGCGGCGGCGAGAUGCUCAGAGACGUCUACCAGAUCCCCGACGACCGGGUGCAUGUCAUCGCCAACGGCGUCGACGAGGAGGAAUUCUCCCCCGACGAGAACCUGGGGCGGUCCUUCAGGGAGGAGAUCGGCGUGCCGGCCAACGCCACCCUGGUUAUUGGGGUCGCCGGCCGGCUGGUGAGGGACAAGGGCCACUCUCUUCUGCACAGGGCCUUCUCCCGCCUGGUAAAGUACCAUCCUGGCAUGUACUUGGUGGUGGUAGGCUCGGGGCCGUGGGCGAAACGCUACGGCCAGCUGCGGCCGCAGGUGAUUGGGCUGGGACCCAUACCGCCGGCGAAGCUCAAGGCCUUCUACAAUGCAAUCGACGUGUUCGUGAACCCGACGCUGCGGCCGCAGGGACUCGAUCUCACGCUCAUGGAGGCGAUGCAGUGCGGGACGCCGAUCAUGGCUACGAGGUUUCCGAGCAUCAAGGGGACGCUGAUCGUGGACGAGGAGUUUGGGCAUCUCUUCGCGCCGAACGUGGAAGCGCUGGCGGUGGCGCUGGAGACGGCGGUGCGGGAGGGCCCCCGCCGACUGGCCGAGCGGGGGCGGGCAGGGAGGAACUACGCCGCCUCCAUGUUCACGGCGAGGAAGAUGGCGGCGGCCUACGAGCGCCUCUUCCUCUGCAUCAAGAGGGAGAGUUACUGCAGCUACCCCCUUCACUUUGACCUUUGA
This is a messenger RNA of Spirodela intermedia, 1482 nucleotides long. The record is from the annotation of a GenBank genome assembly. Lineage: Eukaryota; Viridiplantae; Streptophyta; Magnoliopsida; Alismatales; Araceae.